ACGCCCUGCGUACGGUGCUAUCUUUCUCUCAGAAGAGCAGCAGAAACGACUUUGCGUGGCACUAGUACUGUGUUCUCUCUGAGCUUUUUAAUCGAAUAGUGAGGCAAGGAACACGGAGGCACGCUGAGUGAGAGUGAAUGUGUGUGUGCGAGAGAGAGAGAGAAAGAGAGAAAGAGAAAGGGGUGAGUAUGUGUGUGUGUGUGUGAGUGUGAAUGUGUGACAGUCCAAUAGAGCACAGUGUUUCCAGGCAACCGGCCCAGCGACUGCUAGCGCUAGCACACUCAGUCGGCAUCGUGCUAAAUAUUUGGUAUUUCUACCAUUCCAUCAUUCCGCUCCAGUGGACGAGCAGGAUUUGUUGAAGAACCGUGCGUGUGUUGAGUCCGAGCAUAAAGUGCUAGUACUAGCGGCAGCAGUGUCCAAUAAUUUCUUUGCAACAUGCAAAACAAAUAGAAUGAUCUGCGAUAUUAUCAGGCAUUGAGGGAUCCCUUCAACUGGUUCUUGUUGGAUAUUUUUUCGGCGUUCUAUUCCCCUCUCCGCGGGUUACUUCGUCAAAAUGGGAAAGGAACAGGAACUCUUAGAAGCGUCUCGUACUGGGAAUGUGAUUCUGGUGGAAAAAUUACUGAGUGGUAAAAAAGGAUUAUUGGGCACCGCAUCUGGAUCUAUACCGCUUCCGAGCUUGCUGAGCAUCUGGCGAGGACUUAAUGUCAAUUGUACAGACAGCUCUGGUUACACCCCUUUGCACCAAGCAUCUCUGAAUGGGCACAAGGAUGUUGUACUUAAAUUGCUCCAGUAUGAAGCCUCAACCAAUGUAGCGGACAACAAAGGCUGCUUCCCUCUUCACCUGGCUGCAUGGAAAGGAGAUGUUGAUAUUGUGAAGAUCCUUAUCCACCAUGGACCAUCGUACUGCAGAGUCAAUGAGCAGAACAAUGAAAAUGAAACCGCGUUGCACUGUGCGGCUCAGUACGGGCACUCGGAAGUGGUGGCAGUUUUGCUGGAGGAACUCUCUGACCCCACCAUGAGAAACAACAGGUCUGAAACCCCUCUAGAUCUAGCAGCACUCUAUGGGCGUCUGCAGGUGGUGAAGAUGCUGGUGAACGCACACCCCAACCUCAUGAGCUGCAGCAUCAGGAAGCACACCCCUUUACACCUGGCAGCCCGCAACGGGCACAGAUCUGCUGUGCAGGUGCUGCUGGAGGCUGGCAUGGAGGUCAACUGCCAGACAGAGAAUGGAAGCGCAUUGCACGAGGCAGCCUUGUUUGGGAAGAUGGAUGUAGUUCGACUUCUGUUAGAGACAGGAAUUGAUGCCAACAUUAAGGAAUCUCAAGGAAGAACAGCUUUGGAAAUUCUGAAGGAGCUCCCCUCGCAGAAAUCCCAGGAGAUUGCAGCACUCAUUCAAGAAUAUAUGACAGAAAAAAUGGAGACAAAAAGCAUAGAAGAGCCAGUGAGACAGUGUCCUGUCCCAACACCUCGGACCUCUGUCUCUACCCCAGCAGCAUCGCCGCCUCAUGACACCAAAAAUGAAGCAGUAACAGGAGAACUGUCUAAACUAUUAAAUGAAAUAAAAAUGUGCAAAGACAAGGAGUAUUCUUUUGAAGAUUUGUGCCAAACUAUUUCAACACACUCCACGGAGAGCUUUGGUAGUGGCAAGCUUUCCAAUGAGGACGUGGGCAGGAAUGGCAGCUUGACCAAGAGGAACAAGCGACCUUCACCUCCCCUCAUCCCCCCGCCUGAAGAGGAGGAAGGAGAGAAGAGCUGUGGGCCUGUGGGCCUGUGGGAAGCAUUGACACCCUGUAAUGGCUGCAGGAAUCUGGGAUUCCCUAGUCUCUCACAGGACUCUAAGAUAAAGAAAAGUAACCAUGCAGUGGAAAUAGUGCCCUCCCCCUCAUUUGAUGUGUUCUCCCCAGUAGAAGAAGAUAACCCCUAUGAAUUCUCAGUGACAGCUGUGACCAGAAAACCUUGUUCUUUGGACAUCUCCCGCUUGUCUGCUAAAACAGAAAAUGCGCCCCAUGUUACCAUCACUGAACCCGAGCUUCGUAACCAUGGAAACAGCUCCACAGGUCCGACACCAGAUUGUUCACCUCCGUCACCAGACACUGCACUGAAAAAUAUUGAGAAAGUUAUUCGACCACAGCCCAAACAGCGCACAUCACUGAUCCCAUCCCUGGAGGUGCAUCGACUGAACCACAGCUAUGACUGCUCCGAGGUCAGCUCUUCUAUAGGCUAUGCCAGCUUCAGCACCAGCCCCCCAAUCAGCCCUGCCAACUACUCCAUUGGGUCUGUGGAAGACUGCGACUUGGCAGAGAUUCUGUGUCAGCGAGAAGCCCCAGCCGAACAGGAGCUUUCAGAGGGUCUCAUCCCUGAGCAGUUCGCAGGACUUCUGCACGGGUCUUCCCCUGCUUGUGAGUCUCCAGAAAAUCCCUACCAGCUGUACAGUAAAGUGAGAAAAUACAGCGCACCAGAGCCAAGGAGCAGCCAGAACACAAAUCUACUACAGACAGCAGAGUACAGUGCGCACUUCCUACGAACUAGCAGCGAUGCGUCUGCACUGAAAGGCACCAAAGAGUGCAAACCACAGGUCGUUUAUAGAACUAUUUUCCACACAAAAGUCAACCAGACAGAUUGCGGCACGUUUGUGACCACCAGGAAUGUGAGAAACGGGGAUCAGUGGGUAAGCAACGCUUCUGGAGGGUUUGAGGAUCGUGCUUGCACUUUAGGAAGGAUGCGGUCUGUCCCCAAAAGCAUCUUGGACCUGCAGCUCACCAGAAACAUGUCCAAGUCAGACUCCAAUCUCACCUCCUGCUCUCCUAUCGAGGAGGAAAUGAGGAACAGUCGGUGUGAGUCUGCAACAAACAAACCUAACCCCGGCAAGCUGCUGGAGAGAACGCCUUCUUUCACUGCAGAAUGGGAAGAAAUUGAUAAAAUCAUGAGCUCUAUAGGAGCUGGAAUCAACACCGGCCUGGAGGAGAUAAAAGAAGAUGUUUUGGGACCCCGGUGCCCUGCGCAGUCUGUGGGACAGUGGUUGGAUAACAUUGGGCUUGUUCAGUAUGAGAACCACCUGCUGGCUAAUGGAUUUGACAAUGUGCAGUUCAUGGGAAGCAACGUUGUUGAAGACCAGGACUUGCUUGAAAUUGGAAUCCUUAAUUCUGCACACAGACAGCGGUUUCUACAGGCAAUCCGUCUCCUCCCGAGGGUGAGACCGAUUGGAUAUGAUGGAAACAAUCCAACUUCAGUAGCAGAAUGGUUGGAAUCAAUAGAUUUGGGUGAUUACACAAAGUCCUUUCUAAUCAAUGGCUAUACGUCGAUGGACCUUGUAAAAAAGAUCUGGGAGAUUGAGCUCAUCAAUGUGCUGAAGAUAAGCCUCUUGGGACACCGAAAGCGAGUUUUGGCAUCUCUCGGAGAUAGGCUGCACGAAGAGCCGCCUCAGAAACCACCGAGAUCUAUUACCUUGAGGGAACCAAGUGGAAACCACACACCUCCCCAGCUCUCCCCAUCCCUUAGCCAAAGCACGUACACUACCGGUGGCUCGCUGGACAUCCCUCAAAUUAUCAUGCAGGCGGAUGCAAGGAGAAGACAAAAUGAAAACUACUUUGAAGAUGGCCCAAGGUCAAAGCUGGAGAGACAGAUGGCACAAGUCAGUAUGGCAGGAGAGUGGUGUGAGCCAAUUACGCUGCGACCACCUAAUGAAGCCACAUCAUCUACUCCUGUUCAGUACUGGCAGCAUCACCCAGAAAAACUCAUUUUCCAGUCAUGUGAUUAUGAAGCAUAUUACUUGGGCUCAAUGCUGGUGAAAGAGCUGCGAGGAACAGAAUCAACCCAGGAUGCCUGUGCAAAAAUGAGAAAGUCGACAGAACUGAUGAAGAAAAUUCCAACAAUUGUUCUUUCGGUUUCGUACAAAGGAGUCAAGUUCAUAGAUGCUUCAAAUAAGAAUAUAAUUGCUGAACAUGAAAUCCGAAAUAUCUCCUGUGCUGCCCAGGAUCCGGAUGAUCUCUCUACAUUCGCUUACAUCACAAAAGACUUGAAGUCCAGCCACCACUACUGCCACGUGUUCACUGCAUUUGAUGUGAAUUUAGCAUAUGAAAUCAUUUUGACGCUAGGGCAGGCUUUUGAGGUGGCCUAUCAAUUAGCCCUGCAAGCCAGAAAAAGUGGCCAUGGUUCAUCUACACUGCCAGAGAGUUUUGAGAAUAAACCAGCCAAACCCAUCCCAAAACCCCGCAUUGGCAUUCGAAAGUCAGUGGUUAUGCCCCAAACUAGCCGCUGGUCCCUGGGUCACAUUUACACCCCCCACAGACCUCCACACCCUCCUGUUCCUCCUUCACGACUUCAUCCUCACAAAGUUCAAUUUCAGCAGAUUGACCCACCAUCGAUGGAGCAAAAGAGUCACGCUAAUGUGCCGUGGAUUGUGGAACCUGGACAAGAACCAAAAAGAGGAAUCAACACUAAGUAUGAGACCACUAUUUUCUAAUAUAAACCCAUGUCUACUUCUCCUCUCUGUGUGUGCCUUUGCACUCUGAGCAGUCACAGCACAGCGCUUCCCCUGUGGAGACCUUUGACCCAGUUGAAAGGAAGCCUGCACUGUCUUGAGUGACUUCACACCAUUUUCUCUCUCCACUGCAUGAGGCCACUGUCUCUCUCCUUGACAUUCCUCCCACAGUGGCGCAGCAGUGACACUGACGCAUGAGGACUGUCCUGAGACUUCUUGAAAGGCAGUCUGUCAGAGGGCCUAAAUCAAUGCAGUUUAGAGUUGCUCAUACUUGUGAUGCAACACUUUUCCUUUUUUCCUAUUUUUUUUUUUUUUUUUCCUCGAGCCCUUGUGGGAUUUCUGAAGCCCUCUACAACUGCCUGAAUGAAAAAAAACCUUAAUGCUGCUGAGAGCUGAUAAUACUUUUAAAAGUGUUUUUACAUUCGUCGCUAGCAACACAUGCUCUACUUUAGUUUGGUUAACUGUGGUGAGACAUUGAGAAAAAUCUGAGGUUUAACUGCUUCCUUGUACUGAUCACAGUAAGAUGAACCUAACUGAACUGGUAUAAAGGGUUAUUUGCUGUAAACUAUGUAGCAAAUCUAACUUUUUUGACUGAGAUAAAUGUACAACAUGUCCUUCAAAGAGUAUUCAUUUUAAUGUGUCCCUGAUUUAAACUGUUUUUAUUGUUAUGUGAAAUUUAAGCAAAUGUAUUCUACCAGCAUAUUGUUUACUUAAUAAAAAGUUUAUUUUCAUUUCUUAUUUAAAAAAAAACAAAACAUAAAAAGUGCAUUGUGUCCUCAAAGUUUGAAUCUGGGCUUGUAUACUAUUCUAUAAACAUGACUUUUCAGAACAACACUGUGUAUAAAAGUAUAAGAACAAAAACUUAAAAAAAAAAAAGGUUCUUUUACUAUGAAGAGUUUUUGAAAAAACUUUUUGUUUUCAUUUUGAAACUCUGUAGCUUAAAAUAUCAACUGUAGCUUGCCAAAAGCUUGAUGUCCAUGUUGGAUUGAUGAAGAUGGCAGUCUUCAAAGCAGCAAGUGUGCAGCCCCCCCCCAGCUGUGGCAGUGAAUUUUCUGGAAUACACUGGAUAAGUUGUUAAAGUUUUAUAUACAAUACAGUGCCAGACGAUCAGUUCUUUAACUGUGGAUGCAGAGCAUGAAGCCAUUAAUAACUUAAUGUGUUGCACAAAGUAUUUAAAAAUGGAACUCACAGUGACUGCAGAAAAAGUUAGUUUUCAUUUUUAAAAAAUGUUUUUGAUUGAAAACAAACAGUGGACUCCUCAUUAUAUAUUGUUGGUGUCAUGGAUUAAUGAGCCUAGUGUUUACACAAUCUAUGUUUAUGAAUCUGCUUACAUAGCAGUAAGAUUGUGACAAAUUUGGAGCUGUUUUUUUUUCCUCCUUCUGAAAGAGAACAUUUCAGUCUGCUCAUUUAACCACUUUUGUCCAACCUACAGUAUCAAUACGCUUUAAUGUGGCUUGAAACCAACCAUGUAAAAUGUAUUGACACAGAAUUGAACUGUGCUAUGUGCACGAUCAAGCAUUAUGGGAGAUGGUGAAUCAUUUAAAAAAACAUUGCCAUCCAUUUAAAUAUUCAUAUUGUGAAACAUUCUAAUGUUUAAUAUAUGAUUAUUAUGAUUAUUAUUAUUAUUAUUAUUAUUAUUGUUAUUAUUAUUAUUGUGUAAUUAUGGUCUAACGGUGUCUUAAUGUUACAUUAUUUUUAUAUGAUAUGCUGAAAUCUAAGCUGGGCUUAACAAUAACAGUCAUCCAAAAAAAAAAUGAAUGUGCGGAUGGCUUAAUUAGCUUGGUUUAUAACUGAAAAUAAAAUGUAUAAUGUAUGGUUGGGCUGAACUGUACUUCAAGUCAGUUGUAAUCUUUUAAUACAGUAUUACAUUACUUGAACAAUACCCGUUCUCUUGUAGAUAUUUUGCCUAUUCAUUGUUCAUACAUGUAUGUAGUAAAUAUUGAAGUAAAUAGCUCUGGAAACAUGGUACCAAAAUUUUAAAAAAUUAAGAAAUUGUAUGAAGGAAAGUAAAUAGUGGCCUCACUGCAACUAAUAAAUGUAUAUAUGCUUGGGCUUCCAGUUAAAAGAUUUUGUAAUUUUGGUCAUUAUUUAUAUCCCUGUAAAAGCACAUGGAAUAAACCAAACUUGUACAACCAUUA
This is a messenger RNA of Acipenser ruthenus (sterlet), 6618 nucleotides long. Its product is annotated as ankyrin repeat and sterile alpha motif domain-containing protein 1B-like. NCBI's taxonomy places the organism in Eukaryota, Metazoa, Chordata, Actinopteri, Acipenseriformes, Acipenseridae. The coding region runs from base 554 to 4462 and encodes 1302 amino acids. The transcript has 26 exons. Gene Ontology annotation, cellular component: cytosol. Gene Ontology annotation, molecular function: protein binding. The record is from RefSeq and is a predicted model, not a curated record.